Suillus discolor is the source of this 1143-nucleotide messenger RNA. RefSeq lists its product as uncharacterized. The transcript has 2 exons. The record is from RefSeq and is a predicted model, not a curated record. Lineage: Eukaryota; Fungi; Basidiomycota; Agaricomycetes; Boletales; Suillaceae. The coding region runs from base 253 to 1020 and encodes 255 amino acids.
GUGGCGGUUUGAUUCACCUAACCUUGCUAAGCACCAAUGGUAUACUUGUGACGAUAGUACGAGUCUCUUUCUUCAGAUCCACAGUAUGCCAGAGGUCAUUGUUCCACUUUUUUGAUGUUUGAGAUGUGGACAGAGAGCCACGACUUCCACACCUCUCAAAGGAUAAAAUGCGCGAGCAUCUCCUGAUCGUGAAUCUGCACAACGGUCUCCAUCACAUUUCAAACACCCCACCUCGUUCCAAUUAUCGUAGUAAUGUCAACGAAUGAUUCGACACCCGCACUGGAUAUUCGUCUUCCUGUCCAAACACAUCGACCACUCCGAGAGCGCCGCUCUGUUCGACUCACAGUUCAAACAACAUUCGAACAUUCCACCGAUGAUCCCUUGACAGGUCACACACCCACCACCCAGGCGACACCAAGCAGUGCGCAUCGCGAGUGGGAUAAUUUCAUCCACUACGACGCACCUUUGGAAUAUUGUUCUAGGCGCUAUCACCUCCAAGACAUAACGGAAUGUCUGUACGUCGCAUCAGCCGACACACAUGAAGUAGACACGCUUUGUGCGGAAGCUGGGGUGCCUUUCAGUCACGUCCUGCAAAUAGAGCCUGUGGAAGACGUUGCAGCAUCGGACUCGAGGAGCGAGGAAAUGAUAGAAGGUGCCUUGAAGGUGCAGAAGCUAAUACUCAAGUGCCCGAGGCAGCCGGAGGGGAGAAGCGGUUGCACAAUGCUCAGUGCCUCCCAGCUCCUCGCAGCACGGGACUACCUUUCCCUAAUCAUGCCGUAUUCGAGUCGCUUCGUUCCAAAGCACCCUCCACGCUUCAAUGUCCAGCUACUCGUUGUCGCACCAGCGGAUCACACAGUUGAUGUGAUGUCGAUAGUGCUGUGCUAUCUCGCGUUUUCUUCUGGGCAUCAUGCGGAGACCGUGAUGGAGCAUAUUGGAGAGGAGGAGUAUGAUGAAGUAUGGGAGGGGGGGAUUUCGCAAGAGGGUCUGGAUUUUGUAGAGCACGUAGCGAGGGUUACAUAGAACAUAGGGUGGCUAGCAGGAUAUAGUAUCGUUGUACUUCAUGACGUGUGCGCCUGUAGGAUAUUGUUGUAAGAUAUUGUCAAAGGGACUCGAGGGACUUACAUACAUUGAUAUACUCGGACC